Molecule: messenger RNA, 168 nt
Organism: Dovyalis caffra
Lineage: Eukaryota; Viridiplantae; Streptophyta; Magnoliopsida; Malpighiales; Salicaceae
Source: the annotation of a GenBank genome assembly
AUGAAGCGUGCAAGAGGAUUUGUGUUCAAGCGCCGAUUAGUCUGUGCCAAAAAUGUUUCUCCCGUACUUAUUGCCACGCACAAGGCCACCUGGACUAUGGCUAUGGUAGCCAGCAUAGAAGAAUGGCAAGGAACUGGUAGAGAGGAGAGGGAUUUUGGGUUCAAUUAA